Molecule: messenger RNA, 2713 nt
Organism: Pecten maximus
Lineage: Eukaryota; Metazoa; Mollusca; Bivalvia; Pectinida; Pectinidae
Product: ABC transporter G family member 20-like
Exons: 21
Coding region: 177-2297 (706 amino acids)
Biological process (GO): transmembrane transport
Cellular component (GO): membrane; ATP-binding cassette (ABC) transporter complex
Molecular function (GO): ATP hydrolysis activity; ABC-type transporter activity; ATP binding
Source: RefSeq, a predicted model, not a curated record
AUAUCAAAGACCGGGUCCGGCUUUAAACUUAGUUAGCUAAGUACCAUUUCCUGUUGAUACUUUCUGUUUGUUUUCUUUCUAUGAUCAUGGACGGACGUUCAGUUUUCUUGCUCGAGUCUACAACUUAAACAGAUCAGGUAGACAAAGCUGACUUAAACAUCGAUAUUUUUACGACGAUGAUUCAGGUGAUGGCUAGACAAGAUGUGAGAGGGUCUGGAGAGAAAGCAGUCUGGGCGAGGGGGUUGUGUAAGCGGUAUGGAAAAAAAGAAGACCCAGUUCUCCAAAACCUGUCCAUGACUGUAAGGAGGGGCACGAUAUAUGGGUUACUAGGGCCGAGUGGAUGUGGGAAGACAACCUUGUUGCGGUGUAUUGUCGGCCGAUUGUCUGUAGACAGUGGUAACCUGGUGGUUCUAGGGGAAAAGCCAGGGACACCUGGACAUGGAAUACCAGGAAGUUUAGUGGGGUACAUGCCACAGGAGAUGGCCUUGUUCAACAAGAUGACCAUCAGAGAAUCACUGUUCUACUUUGGCCGUAUACAUGGAAUGACAAAACAACAUAUACAUGAACGUAUUAUGUUCCUUCUACAAUUUCUGACUCUUCCUGAUCAGGGCAGAAUAGUGGACACUCUCAGUGGAGGACAGAAGAGACGUGUAUCAUUUGCUGUCGCACUUCUCCAUGAACCAGAGCUUCUGAUUCUAGAUGAACCAACUGUAGGCGUUGAUCCACUGCUACGUGAACGGAUUUGGGAACAUUUAGUGAAAAUAGCGAGACAGGAUGGUCUGAAAACAACAAUCAUCAUCACAACCCACUAUAUAGAGGAAGCAAGGCAGGCCAAUACGGUAGGAUUGAUGAGAGGUGGACGUUUGCUGGCAGAGGAGGAACCCAACAUGUUGAUCCAGAAACAUCACAUCAAUAGUCUAGAAGCUGUGUUCCUGAAACUUUGUCAAAAUGACAACAUGGAUGACAGUGAGGACAGGAGAAAAGGUCAUAUGAUACAGGGGAGGUCUGGAGUGGCAGGGGAGAGAACUCCACUUCUGGCCAGCAAUAUUGACGUUGUUGAAAUCACAAACGAUGUGCACACAGAUGAGAUAUAUGAACAGAUUAUAGACAGUCAGUCAUCCAGAUGUAACUGUGGACUUCCUAGUGGUAAAAACAUAGUCGCUCAGUUUCUGAAGAACCUAACACUGAUGAAGCGGAAUAUAGGCUUUCUCCUGUUCGAGUUCAUACUUCCGUCCAUCCAGAUCAUCCUGUUCUGUUUAUGUAUCGGAGGAGAUCCUUACAACCUCAAAGUGGCCAUCUUUAACAACGAGACAACAGGAUUGAGCAACCUAUUUAUACAAUCUCUCGACAAUAACACCAUUGAUAAGGUGAUGUUCAGUGACUUGAAGUCGGCUCGAGAUUGUGUGGAGAAAGGUGAAGCCUGGGGCCUGAUGACCAUAGGAGAAAACUUCACUCAAGACCUUAUCACACGGUUCAGUCAUAGUUCGUCCGUGAGUAACGCCACACUGGACGGGGGAACAGUCAAACUGUACCUAGAUAUGACUAAUCAGCAAAUAGCAGUGAGUCUCCAGGAGAAGGUUUCCCUAGCGUUCGAGAAGUUUUCCCGAUUAUUAUUGACCACGUUAGGCCAGAACCCUGAUAUAGCGCAGCUGCCUGUUAAGCUGGAAAAACCAAUAUAUGGCACCCUAGACCCCAGCUUCACAAACUUUAUGGCACCUGGCAUCAUUCUGAGUAUCACAUUUUUCAUGGCCACGGGCUUGACGACCCUGGCCUUUGUGGUUGAAAAGAAAGAGGGCCUGCUGGAAAGGAGUAUUGUCUCAGGAAUGACUCCGUUUGAGAUUAUGCUGGCCCACGUGUGGACACAACUGUUGGUAAUGAUGGUACAAGUUGGCCUCCUCCUCAUGUUUGCUCUGCUGGUUUUUCAUGUGCCGUACAAGGGCCCUCUAAUCUGGGUCAUCAUACUGGUGUUGUUACAGGGUUUCUGCGGCAUGACCCUAGGCAUAAUAAUUUCGGUGUUGUGUGAGGAGGAAAGUUCUGCCAUACAGCUAGCCCUGGGAUCGGUGUACCCCAUGUUGUUAAUGAGUGGUAUUAUCUGGCCUGUGGAAGCCAUGCCUCAAUGGCUGCGAUACAUCAGUAUAUGUCUUCCAAUGACCUACGGAGGCGAUGCCAUGCGUGCCAUACUUAGUCGAGGGUGGACCUUGACAAAUUUGGCUGUCUGGCGUGGAUACCUUGUGACUCUCGGCUGGGGAUUCGGCUUGUUAGCACUUGGAGGUUUUAUCCUAAGACUUAAACAAUAGUUUGUGACAAAGAUGGAAAUUGUUGUUUAAACUCAAACUAUGCCAUUGGUUUUAUUCCAAGUGGAAAUAAUUUGUAUCUGACGUCAGUAUGAGACUGACAGUAGAAUGAAUAUUGUAUAAAACUAAUUCCCAAUGACAAGAGGAAAUAGUUUAUGACAUUAGUUUCCCUCGUCUAGAAGAAUAGGUUUGUUGAAAGAAUUAUCUCGGAUAAGAGGAAAUACUUGGUAAGAAAAUUCCACCCCACGGAGUUGUAUUUGAAAGCAUCCCUCCGUUUGACAUUAAUACUCAUUGUUAUCUACCAAACAUAAUUCUUGUUAUUAAUGAAGCUCUUUUUCGCCUAAAAGGAAGUUAUACCAAGAUGACCAUGCUAAUGUGUCGGUAUAGGUUUCUAUCUGCUAUCUUGCCAAACAAGCUAA